GGACCCUUCCAGCCAGUGACUGUCAGCUGCUCUCAUUCCCUCUGCUUCUGCAAAGGAUGAUGAAGCCAGAACUGACUUUCCAGUGCCAGGACUAUUCUUCCUUUUGCAUAUUCCAAACGGGAGCUUUGCACAUGUGCCUCCAGAACUAAUUGUCUGGGAUCUGUCAGGAAUGCUGCAGGAGAGGGGCGUAUUUCAUGCUGAAACCCAGAGAAGAGCCACGCAGUCCUCGGUGGGUGAAGGUUGGCAGUCCCAGCUGGGAGAGAGAGUCCCAUUAUUUCCCAGCUAUAGAGACAUCCCUGCCGUUCGCUUGUUCUGCCUGGAUGCACGGCACGCCUGGCUGAGAGCUCCAGACAGAGUUCUGCAGGAAAAUUGUCAAGAGCCUGAGACAUUUCCCUGUAAGAGCUAAUCUUGAAAUACUGACUGGAAGAAAGACACUUUUGCCUGUUGUUUGUAUGGGAGAAAUUUUGACCUUAGAAAGUGGAAAUGAGGUUGCUAUGGAAACUGGUAAUUCUGCUGCCACUCACACAGGCUUGUGCAGGUGAGGGUCCUCUGAGCCCCCCUACUUUCACCCAGGAGCCACAGGAUGUCAUCUUCCCCCUGGAUUCAUCCCAGUCUGAAGUCAUCUUGAACUGUGCUGCCCACGGCUCCCCUCUACCUCACUAUAGGUGGAAGCAGGACGGCACUGAUAUUGAUUUUACCAGGAGUUACCGCCAUAGACUGGACGGGGGCCACCUGGUGAUAAGCAGUCCCCACACGGACCGAGAUCUGGGCACGUACCAGUGUCUGGCCACCAACCUUCUGGGGACCAUCCUGAGUCGAAAGGCCAGGCUCCAAUUUGCAUAUCUUGAAGACUUUGAAUCGAGAAGCAGAAGCAUGGUGUCAGUGCGGGAAGGCCAAGGUGUGGUACUCCUCUGUGGUCCUCCAUCCCACUUUGGAGAAGUAACUUAUGCGUGGACCUUCAACGAGAGUCCCCUGCACGUUCAGGAGGACAAGCGACGCUUUGUGUCCCAGCAGACAGGGAACCUCUACAUCGCCAAGGUGGAGCCCUCGGACGUGGGCAACUACACCUGCUUUGUCACCAACGAGGACGCACAGAGGACCGUGCAGGGGCCCCCCACGCCGCUAGUGCAGCGCACUGAUGGUGUGAUGGGGGCAUAUGAACCAAAGAUUGAAGUGCGUUUUCCUGAAACUAGACAAGCUGCAAAGGAUUCAUCUGUAAAACUGGAAUGCUUUGCCCUUGGAAAUCCAGUCCCCGACAUUAGCUGGCGGAGGUUGGAUGGAAGCCCGCUACCAGGGAAAGUCCAGUACAGCAAAUCCCAAGCUACCCUUGAAAUCCCGAACUUUCAACAGGAAGAUGAAGGCUUCUAUGAGUGCACGGCAGGCAACCUCCGAGGACGGAACCAGGCCAAGGGGCAACUUGUCUUCUAUGCCCCUCCAGAAUGGGAGCAAACAAUCCAGAACACAUACCUGUCUAUCUACGACAGCUUGUUUUGGGAAUGCAAAGCGAGGGGCAAACCCAGCCCAUGGUACACUUGGUUAAAGAAUGGUGAACGCCUCAGUCCAGAGGAGAGAAUUCAGAUAGAAAACGGAACCCUGACCAUCCCCACCCUGAAUGUGUCCGACUCUGGGGUCUACCAGUGCACCGCAGAGAAUAAACAUCGGGUCAUCUAUGCUAAUGCAGAGCUGAGAGUGCUAGCCUCAGCUCCCAGCUUCUCCAAACGCCCAGUGAGGAGAGUGUCUGUGGUCCAGGUGGGGGGGGACAUCGAGAUCCCAUGCCAGCCCAGCGCCUUCCCUGCAGCAGCCAUCACCUGGAAGAGGGGCCCCGAGCCAUUGAGACCCAGCAGCAGGGUGCAGCUAGUGGGGGACGGCUGCCUCAAGAUCCACAACAUCACCAGGUCUGAUGCCGGGUCCUACACAUGUGUCGCCACCAACCAGUUUGGCGUUGGGAAGAGCACUGGAAUCCUUGUCGUAAAAGAGCGAACUGUGGUCACGGUUCCACCUUCCAAUGUGGAUGCCACAGUUGGAGAGAGCAUUGUGCUUCCCUGCCAGGUGUCCCGGGACCCCUCCAUAGAGGUGGCCUUUGGAUGGUCUUUCAACGGGCAUGCCAUCGACUUAAGGAAAGGAGGGGCUCACUUUGAGAGGAUUGGAGGAGAAUCUGUUGGGGAUUUGAUGAUAAGAAAUAUUCAGUUAAAUCAUUCUGGAAGAUACGUGUGCUCAGUGAAAACAACACUAGAAAGCCUCUCUGUGGCCGCUGAUAUCAUUGUCAGAGGUCCACCCAGCCCCCCCCAGGGUGUGAAGGUGGAGCGUGUGUCCAGCACCACCUCAGAGCUGAGCUGGAGGCCCGGCCCUGACAACAACAGCCCAGUCCAGAUCUUCACGGUGCAGGCGAGGACGCCCUUCUCUGUGGGCUGGCAGGCUGUACCCACAGUUCCAGAAAUUCUCAACGGCAAGACGUACAAUGCCACCGUGGUUGGCCUGAGCCCCUGGGUGGAGUAUGAAUUCCGUGUCCUUGCUGGGAACAGCAUCGGAAUUGGAGAGCCCAGCAAACCAUCGGAAUUGCUCCGAACCAGAGCAUCAGUCCCUGCUGUGCCACCAACGAACAUUCAGGGAGGAGGAGGAAGCCGCUCAGAGCUGGUUGUCACCUGGGAGCCCGUCCCAGAGGAGCUGCAGAAUGGAGAGGGCUUCGGCUACCUCCUCGUGUUCCGCCCUGUGGGCUCUGUCUUGUGGACCAGGGAGCGGGUGCCUUUGGCGGAGUCCUCCAAGUUCGUGUACCAGAAUGAGAGCGUCACUCCGCUGUCCCCCUUCGAAGUCAAGGUGGGGGUGUACAACCAGGAAGGAGAGGGUCCCCUGAGCACCGUGUGCAUUGUUUACUCCGGCGAGGACGAGCCUCGGCUGGCCCCCAGGGGGACGUCUGUCCAGAGUUUCUCUGCGUCUGAGGUGGAGGUGUCCUGGGAAGCCAUUGCGUGGAACAGGAACACUGGCCGUGUGCUGGGCUACGAGGUCUUGUACUGGACAGAUGACCCCAGGGAGUCUGUGGUUGGGAAGAGCAGGGUCAGCGGUAAUAUCACCACUAAAAACAUCACGGGACUGCGAGCCAACACUGUCUACUUUGCCUCCGUGCGCGCCUACAACACAGCCGGCACAGGACCCGCCAGCACCCCCGUCAACGUCACCACCAAGAAGUCCCCUCCAAGCCAACCGCCAGCUAAUAUUGCCUGGAAGCUGACGAACUCUAAGUUGUGUCUGAAUUGGGAGCAUGUCAAAACCAUGGAAAAUGAGUCGGAAGUGCUGGGCUACAAGAUUCUCUACCGGCAAAACAGGCAGAGCAAAACACACAUCCUGGAAACUAACAACACCUCCGCCGAGCUCCUGGUCCCCUUCGAAGAAGACUACCUAAUCGAGAUCAGGACCGUGAGUGAUGGCGGGGAUGGGAGCAGCAGCCAGGAAAUCCGGAUCCCCAAAAUGUCAAGUUUGAGUUCCAGAGGCAGCGGAGGCCUUCCGGCCCUGGAAGCCAGCACCUGCUCUCUUUUCAUUGCCAUGCUGAUUUUUUACCGUUUUGUUAUCUGGCUGCUCAUAUGAUGAAUCAGACCAUCAAUCUUGAGACAUUUUUUUUUUAAAGCAAACCAUUCUGUAAAUAUGUUCUCCAGCCAUACUGCAAAGUACAUUCUUAAUACAGACUUGUUUGGAAAGAAAAUAAUGUAUAUUAUUAAGAUCUUGUAAAUACCUACGGUACGUUAAUAAAAACAAUUUUAAACACUUUUGAA
Molecule: messenger RNA, 3764 nt
Organism: Erinaceus europaeus (western European hedgehog)
Lineage: Eukaryota; Metazoa; Chordata; Mammalia; Eulipotyphla; Erinaceidae
Gene: CNTN6
Product: contactin 6
Exons: 23
Coding region: 484-3579 (1031 amino acids)
Biological process (GO): cell-cell adhesion; brain development
Molecular function (GO): cell-cell adhesion mediator activity
Source: RefSeq, a predicted model, not a curated record